CAACAACGAUCAACAAAAUGGCCAUUUAACAACGAUUGUGAUAUUUUAUGAGCUGAUUUAAUUUAACAAAUGUUAUUCUUUUUCCAAGCUUAAAACUUAAACAGUCUAAACGUUAGAAUGCUCAAAUAAAAGGCAAGGACUGCCUUUAGGAAAUAGCGUGUUUACAGCAUUUGACCUACUUUGUUAACACAGGUGCAUUCGGUCGUUGGCUGCCGCUUCAUGCGGUCCAUAUUCGAAGAAGAAACGGGAACCAGUAUGCGGAAAUGUAAGAUCAUGUGACGCACUCAGCCAAUAGAAAAUCAAAAUACAUGAGUUGGCCCUUCAAGAGCCAAAUAUCAAUUUAUAUUGCUGGACAACAAAAAAAAGGUUUAUGAAAAGAACCAGCCGAAAAUUUCGAUAGAAUCAGAUGAGUCUUAACAAACAGAACUUUCCGACAGGUGGGCAGGGGGACCGUCGAGUGGAAGAUGUGCAGAGAAUCCCAAAGGGUGUCACCAUUGCAGCACCAGGGUCCCAGCUCAAUGUUGGACAUGUGGCACAUGCUUACCAGGCUCAAAGGACACUGACCAGACUGGCCCCCGCAGGUACACCUGCACUCACUGGAGUCCAAACACGGCCUGUUAUAGCCCACCAGAUUGCCAACCUCAACACUACAGGGCAGAAGAAAGAAGGUCUAAGACAACCCCUCUCAACUGCAAGUGUCACCAGUGUACACAGCGGGGCUGUGCUCUCGAACAUCAUCCCCGUGCAGCUUAAUGCCUCCUCGGUCUCAUCAGCUAGCAGCACUUUGCACGUGCCGAAUGUCAGCUCCAUUGUGAGGGGGGCCAUUCCUGGUGCAUUGGCUGCUACACAAUAUACUCAUCUACCAAGAGGAGGGGUAGCAGCCUCUGCUGUUCGACCUGGGUCUGUUCAGCGCCAACCGCUGGUCAACACCAUGCAAACAACGGCCCUGAACCUUCAGGGCGCGAUCCGUAACGUCAUCCAGCCAGUGGGUAUGCGCCCAAACACCCCACCUACAAACAGACCCGCCUCGCCAGCGAUCAGUCUUGGCACCACUGGCCAACCUCUAGAUGCUCACAGAGCAAAUAUCUCGCUACAAAACGUGUCCACAACAAGCAUCCAGAUAACGUUGCAGCCCUCUCGAACAGUCUCAGAUCCGUUGGGGAAAGCACCCACCACAUUUCAGACAGGGAAAGUUGCCGGAGUGACCAUUACUUCCCAACCCCCAAAGGUCGUGUUGACUCAACCCUAUCCAGUCCUACAACAUCAGACAUUGGCAGCCAAGGGCAAUCGGGGCCAACCGAUUACUGCCCAAACGGUUACCUUGGCAACCACUAUGGCAACAGUGACUAUUCCAAGUCUAGCAUCAACUACUCCCACUACUAUACCCAUCGCCAAAGUUCCGCCACAGAGACAAAUUCAGACUGGCAGUGGCCACAUGAUUCAAACGAGUGUGACCAUGCCGUCCAGUCAUGCGGAACACAGGAGUGAGGCAGGGAGUUUUCCACAACCCCAGUCAGCACACGCACAUCCGAUGUCUACAGCUCCAAACUCCACCCAUACCACCUCACAGGUGAAGAGUGCGGUGGUGAGCCAGGCAAGCAGUUUGUUCAUGCAGUAUAGAGCCCCUACAACUAAUUCCUCCGUUCCCGCAAACAGCGUCACACAUGCAGAAACAAGAGGAUCGUCAAUGCCGAUGCCAUUCCUACCGCCCUUGAUGCUCUCGCCCGACAAUCCUUACUACCAGCAGCUUAUGAGGUGUCAGGUAGCAGCUGUUGCACAAGCACAGGCCAGACCUUCAUUACCAUCACUACGUGAGACUACUGCUACUCUACAAGCCAAUCUCCAUGCUGGCGGUCAGACCGGGGUUCCCCAGGCAACGACAGCAGGCGUUCGCCUGAACCAGAUGAUGGUUAUGCAAGACUCUGUACGCCCCACUGCACCACAAGUGGCAACACAACACGCCCCAAUCCAGCAGCUACAGGCCAGUUCUGCUGAUGUCAAGGCAGUGACAACAUCAACUCUCCCAACAGCAAUAACAACCGCCAUCUCUGCAAUCUCCGCAAUGCACACGAACCCGACACACGGCAUAGGUGCCAUGGCUGCGGUUGCUAGCAGCCUGUUCACCGCGGCACAACAACUGGGUCACACAUCAGCAUCCCACAUGCCACAGCACAUGGCACAGUCUGUGGGAUCACACAUGGGGCAUACCACUCAGGUUGGGCAGAUUCUACAACAGACCGGCCCAUCAUCCACGCCUAUAACCAACCCUAAUGCAUCACCGCGACCCAGCAUCUUGCGGAAAAGGACAAAUGAAGGGGUAUCAGCAGUAAAGAAGCAGCUCGCUUUGACGUCCGAGGUGCACAGUCCGCGUCCAGAAAUGAGGCCAGAUUCUACCCCUCAGUCAAACAUGAGCUCACCUAAAACACCUGCAUCAGGGGUAGUUAAAAUGGAUCACCCUCGUGGCCCUCGGGAAUCCCCAUUCUCUGAGAGCCAGUCAUCCACAGACACUGCAUUGUCAAGCGAGGCAACAACACCCACACAGCCCCACAGCGAACAUCGCAUAAAACAUGAACAUGAUAUCCAGGAAAACGGGUUUGGAAACAGUACUCCUGAGGCAUCACCAAGGAAACGGAGAAAACAGCUUCUUCAAGCAUCAGAAGAGAUUAAAGACACACCGGUGAACGUAUUUGACAAGCUAGUGGAGGCCUGUGUGAAGCAGGAGAGCCUGGAUGAUGCUGAAGCUAUGUUAGAAGAAGAGGAUGAGGAUGAUGAUGACCUGGACGAUGAAGUUCUGGACAGAAUGGAUAUGAGAGAAGAAUACGUGGAUGACGAGGGUGUUCGAUGGACGUUGGAAAAAUGUCGCCCCAACCUGGCCCUGCUCAAUUUCUAUAAUAUCUCCUGGAAACCUAAGUUGAACCACUUUAAUAGAUACACAGAUGUCAAACCAAAAGAUGAGCGGCGACCAACGGUGAAUGAAAUGUCAAAUCAGAAGGGAGUGGUGCAGAAGGCCUCGGGCUGGAAACUCUACCAUAUGGCAGCACAGAUAGAGGACCUGGUUGAGCUGGAACGGGAGUUGAACAGCACGUUGUCGGAGCUACAGAUGGCGAUAGGGCCUGAACCGCCCCUUAAACAUGCGGCGCUGAUGGAGGACGAGCCGGGAAUUAUACAUGAACUCACUCAGGGCAAUAUUCAGAGGUGCAAGUUGUUAACAGAUCAGUUAAAUGAGGCAAAGACUCAAAUGUUAAAAGUGCUCGAACACAAACCGAAAAUCUCCGAGAUUGUAUCGAAACACCUCAGUAAACGACCCAUAAAGAAAAAAGAGAGGACAUAGCAUACAGAAAUGUUUUUAUCACCUUAUUGUGUUUCUUAGUAGAACUAUUUUCAUUUACAUUAUCAUUACACACUAUGGUGUUUCAGAUCGUUUCAUUCUACAUCAUGGAUGCAUACAUGUUUGUUCAAGUUUUAUGUAUAUUUAUUUAAAGUUUUACAACUAAAUAUUGUUGUGUUAAAGACUUUAUUAAACAUAAUAAUAGUAAUGAAAGGGAUGAAAUCAUCGAAAGGCUGUGGGCAAGACAAGUGUGAUUUUUCAUUUAUUUACAAUUCUGUUCACAGGCAAUAAAAAUAAAAAUCCAAAAAUGUUUUGAGUGGACCAAACUGUACCAAUAAGUGCCUGUCAUUACAAGAAUAGGUAUUGUAAAGUGAUGAAUAUUAAAUACAACAGUUAUUGAUAAGCCUAUAGAUAUGUACUUAAAAAUAUAAAUUUUGCUUUCAUCUCGCAAGUUUAUUGAUUGUUUUUUCUCACAAGGUCUUUAUUUGCUAAAUAUAUCCUGAUCAAUCAGAUCCUACAGUCUUUCAUAGCUUUGUAUCUUGAAGUCUGGUAUAAGUCGAUCAAAAAUACUUUUUAAUUUUUUUUUUUGCUACUAACAAUAGUUUGUUUUUCUAGGAUAUUUUGUUGAGAAAGCCUAUAGCUGUUUAUCUUGGCUACAAAAUUGUUGCAUUUUAUUCAAAUAAAAAGAGUUUUACACAUGCUUGGCAGUAUUUGAAUUUAACUCUUCAGGGUCUUAUUUAAAUAAGGAUCGUACGGCUUACCCGGUAUGAUAUCUAUUUAAAACCGGUCCCAGAGCUUUUGUUAUGUUAAACCUCUGAAUUGUUCUCAUGUUACUGAACAAAAUAAAAUAUGUGUAAAUGUGAAUGGGUCACAUUUUAAUCAUGUACAUUGUUAUUGAAUGAAAUUAUGAUAUUUGAAUAGAAUAUGUGAUGUAUUGAAAUGAGGGAAAAUAUAAAUGUUAUGAUCUAAG
This is a messenger RNA of Mya arenaria, 4298 nucleotides long. RefSeq names its product histone deacetylase complex subunit SAP130-A-like. NCBI's taxonomy places the organism in Eukaryota, Metazoa, Mollusca, Bivalvia, Myida, Myidae. Bases 407 to 3331 code for a protein of 974 amino acids. The record is from RefSeq and is a predicted model, not a curated record. The transcript has 21 exons. Gene Ontology annotation, cellular component: Sin3-type complex. Gene Ontology annotation, biological process: negative regulation of transcription by RNA polymerase II.